GUUUGUGGAUUUCCAACAGUUCACGCCACUGCAACGGCCACCGUUUGGUGGAGUCGAGGACUGGCAAGGUUCGUGCCCGACAGCAAAGUUGUGGUAGGCAAGGACUCUGAAGAGAAAGGGAGUUUCCUCUUGGCCUCUCAGACACACUGGUUCAGCUCUUCAGCCAUCGACCGCCAUGUCCAGCAGGACGUGCCUUCUCGUUGCUGUCACGUUGGCGACGUGGCUCGUGGAGACGUGCGAUGGAGACGUGAGGUGGACACGUGACCGAAAGUUUGAUGGACUCGUUAAGGUCAACGGUUACCCUCACUCAGAGCUCGGGGGCGAGGGCAUGAACGUGCGUUACUGCGCCUCCACCUGCACCUCCAGCUCCAGGUGUGCUUCUUUCUUCUACCUGACUGCCAACAGAACGUGCAUCAUGAACGACCUGAUAUUUCCAUCCACAAGUGGAGGCACUGUCUUGCCUGGUGCGAGAUACUUCAAAGCCGUUACAGCUACCUGUCCAGUCGGUGACGGGUAUGUGUGGGUGGCCAGGCUGCGAAUGUGUUUCAAAUUUUACCCGACUCUCACCAACUUCAGCACCGUGUUUGAAACUUGCACGAACAACGGGGACCGACCUGUUGUGUUGGACACUGGAGACAAGAACUACGCUGUCAGCACCUAUGUCGCAUAUACCUACGGGGCGACUUUCUAUGUAGGAGCGGUACGGGAGGGGGCAGUGAACGGUUCCAGGACAUUGUGGACCAGUGACUAUCUUCUGUACUGGCUCAACGGGAAACUGGUGGCGACAGAUGGACCCGACAGCGGCUGGGGUCUCGGACACCCGUCCAACUCUUUUGGAAAGGAAGGCUGUAUGGUACAGCUUAGAAAUCAGUGGAAUGAUGUUUCUUGCGAUACCAACUGCUCAUUCGUCUGCGAGAAAGUUAUUCCCUAAACUGGAAAGUCACUCCAGAAGGAAAAGAAGACUGUGGAUGAAAGCUUCACCAUGGGAAGAAGGUGAUGACCAUGUCUUGUGUGACACAUGUUCUGGACUUUGACCGGAUGACUGAUUGUGCUAACGGGUGGCCGCUUUUCAAGUUUAUUCUCAAAAAUGACACAUGUAAUUAAGCACAAAUAUUAGUAAAAAAUAUUUAUAAACACCACGUGCUUUUAAAACACAAAUGUAGAAGAUCAUUAUAAAUUUCUUAAAAUAUAUUGACUAUGGGGUAUCAAGCUAAAUAAAUAGUAUCAAACAUUGUUUCUUUAAAUUUAACGGUGUAUCGUAUUUUAGUGGAUUUGUUUAUUGGUAAUUGAAGAAAAUUUUAUUAUUUUUGUGUUAUCAGCUACAAUUAUUUUACACAAACAUUUACAAACACAAAAGUAGAAGAAUAACAUUGCUCGUUUAUAUGUGCAUGCGGUAAAAUUAAUUUUUUUUAAAGCUCUUAAAGAUAUGACAAUGGUUAAAAUCAUGAAUUAUAUUAUCCAAUCCUGUAUACUUUCAUUUUCCUGUAUACAUACAACCUUCAGGCUUUCUCAUUCUGCAACCCAUCACUCUCACAACGAAAGGCAUAUCAGCAGGGAGAAAAGUAAGACAAAUAGUGUACAUAUGUAAAUAUAAUAGCAGAUAUAGUUUCAUGUAUUUCGGUUUAUCAUGUACUUUUCCAAUAUCCAUUGAAAGCAACUCUAGAAAAAACAGUCAAGAAAUAUAUUUUGGAAAGAUUCAUGUUCCUCUCUUGUCUAGCGCCACUUCUUGUUAAUUUUAUUGGUUGUUUUUGUUCCAGAUAUAAAUUUGUACAUAAAUGAUAAAUGAUAUAGUAGAGCAACCCUGCUUUUCAAAGGAAAAAAUAUACAUUUUCCUAGGUA
Pomacea canaliculata is the source of this 1839-nucleotide messenger RNA. RefSeq lists its product as uncharacterized. The coding region runs from base 176 to 931 and encodes 251 amino acids. Lineage: Eukaryota; Metazoa; Mollusca; Gastropoda; Architaenioglossa; Ampullariidae. The record is from RefSeq and is a predicted model, not a curated record. The transcript is spliced from 4 exons.